Megalobrama amblycephala (Wuchang bream) is the source of this 4017-nucleotide messenger RNA. RefSeq lists its product as uncharacterized. The transcript has 29 exons. Gene Ontology annotation, molecular function: carbohydrate binding. The record is from RefSeq and is a predicted model, not a curated record. NCBI's taxonomy places the organism in Eukaryota, Metazoa, Chordata, Actinopteri, Cypriniformes, Xenocyprididae. The coding region runs from base 149 to 3592 and encodes 1147 amino acids.
GGAGCACAUCCUCAUUUGUUACUAAAGUCAAGUCAUCAUCACUAGUCUGCGUGGGGAACUUUCCACCGUACAGGCAGAGAUCUUGCAGCCAGUCCAAAACCCUAUCCUUCCUUAUGUGGGCCCAAUUUCUGGAGGACUGAGAGAAGGCAUGGCCUUGUACUUUCAAGGAGUUGUUCCCACUAAUGCUGACAAGUUUGAAAUAAAUUUCAAGACUGGGCAGUCCAGUCACGAUGACAUUGCUUUCCACUUCAACCCUCGAAUGGGCUCAAAGGUGGUCAUGAACAGUUUCGGGAACAAAAAAUGGGGAGCUGAGGAAAGUUUCUCUGAUAACCCCUUUAAAAAGGGACAAGCUUUUGAGAUGUUCAUCGUCAUCAAAUCUGAAGGAUAUCAGGUAUACGUGAAUGGCAAGGAGCAGUACACAUUCAGGCACCGUAUACCAUUGGAAAAAGUGUCAGCGUUAAAUAUCUUUGGAGAUGUUGCCGUGAAUCUUUCUGGCUUCAUUCAAAACUGGAGCACAUCCUCAUUUGUUACUAAAGUCAAGUCAUCAAUCACUAGUCUGCGUGGGGAACUUUCCACCGUACAGGCAGAGAUCUUGCAGCCAGUCCAAAACCCUAUCCUUCCUUAUGUGGGCCCAAUUUCUGGAGGACUGAGAGAAGGCAUGGCCUUGUACUUUCAAGGAGUUGUUCCCACUAAUGCUGACAAGUUUGAAAUAAAUUUCAAGACUGGGCAGUCCAGUCACGAUGACAUUGCUUUCCACUUCAACCCUCGAAUGGGCUCAAAGGUGGUCAUGAACAGUUUCGGGAACAAAAAAUGGGGAGCUGAGGAAAGUUUCUCUGAUAACCCCUUUAAAAAGGGACAAGCUUUUGAGAUGUUCAUCGUCAUCAAAUCUGAAGGAUAUCAGGUAUACGUGAAUGGCAAGGAGCAGUACACAUUCAGGCACCGUAUACCAUUGGAAAAAGUGUCAGCGUUAAAUAUCUUUGGAGAUGUUGCCGUGAAUCUUUCUGGCUUCAUUCAAAACUGGAGCACAUCCUCAUUUGUUACUAAAGUCAAGUCAUCAAUCACUAGUCUGCGUGGGGAACUUUCCACCGUACAGGCAGAGAUCUUGCAGCCAGUCCAAAACCCUAUCCUUCCUUAUGUGGGCCCAAUUUCUGGAGGACUGAGAGAAGGCAUGGCCUUGUACUUUCAAGGAGUUGUUCCCACUAAUGCUGACAAGUUUGAAAUAAAUUUCAAGACUGGGCAGUCCAGUCACGAUGACAUUGCUUUCCACUUCAACCCUCGAAUGGGCUCAAAGGUGGUCAUGAACAGUUUCGGGAACAAAAAAUGGGGAGCUGAGGAAAGUUUCUCUGAUAACCCCUUUAAAAAGGGACAAGCUUUUGAGAUGUUCAUCGUCAUCAAAUCUGAAGGAUAUCAGGUAUACGUGAAUGGCAAGGAGCAGUACACAUUCAGGCACCGUAUACCAUUGGAAAAAGUGUCAGCGUUAAAUAUCGUUGGAGAUGUUGCCGUGAACCUUUUUGGCUUCAUACAAAACUGGAGCACAUCUUCAUUUCCUACAGAAGUUACAACAAAAAUCAUCAGUCUGGGCAGCUCACGUGGGGAACGUUCAACCGUACAGGCAGAGAUCUUGCAGCCAGUCCAAAACCCUAUCCUUCCUUAUGUGGGCCCAAUUUCUGGAGGACUGAGAGAAGGCAUGGCCUUGUACUUUCAAGGAGUUGUUCCCACUAAUGCUGACAAGUUUGAAAUAAAUUUCAAGACUGGGCAGUCCAGUCACGAUGACAUUGCUUUCCACUUCAACCCUCGAAUGGGCUCAAAGGUGGUCAUGAACAGUUUCGGGAACAAAAAAUGGGGAGCUGAGGAAAGUUUCUCUGAUAACCCCUUUAAAAAGGGACAAGCUUUUGAGAUGUUCAUCGUCAUCAAAUCUGAAGGAUAUCAGGUAUAUGUGAAUGGCAAGGAGCAGUACACAUUCAGGCACCGUAUACCAUUGGAAAAAGUGUCAGCGUUAAAUAUCUUUGGAGAUGUUGCCGUGAAUCUUUCUGGCUUCAUUCAAAACUGGAGCACAUCCUCAUUUGUUACUAAAGUCAAGUCAUCAAUCACUAGUCUGCGUGGGGAACUUUCCACCGUACAGGCAGAGAUCUUGCAGCCAGUCCAAAACCCUAUCCUUCCUUAUGUGGGCCCAAUUUCUGGAGGACUGAGAGAAGGCAUGGCCUUGUACUUUCAAGGAGUUGUUCCCACUAAUGCUGACAAGUUUGAAAUAAAUUUCAAGACUGGGCAGUCCAGUCACGAUGACAUUGCUUUCCACUUCAACCCUCGAAUGGGCUCAAAGGUGGUCAUGAACAGUUUCGGGAACAAAAAAUGGGGAGCUGAGGAAAGUUUCUCUGAUAACCCCUUUAAAAAGGGACAAGCUUUUGAGAUGUUCAUCGUCAUCAAAUCUGAAGGAUAUCAGGUAUACGUGAAUGGCAAGGAGCAGUACACAUUCAGGCACCGUAUACCAUUGGAAAAAGUGUCAGCGUUAAAUAUCUUUGGAGAUGUUGCCGUGAAUCUUUCUGGCUUCAUUCAAAACUGGAGCACAUCCUCAUUUGUUACUAAAGUCAAGUCAUCAAUCACUAGUCUGCGUGGGGAACUUUCCACCGUACAGGCAGAGAUCUUGCAGCCAGUCCAAAACCCUAUCCUUCCUUAUGUGGGCCCAAUUUCUGGAGGACUGAGAGAAGGCAUGGCCUUGUACUUUCAAGGAGUUGUUCCCACUAAUGCUGACAAGUUUGAAAUAAAUUUCAAGACUGGGCAGUCCAGUCACGAUGACAUUGCUUUCCACUUCAACCCUCGAAUGGGCUCAAAGGUGGUCAUGAACAGUUUCGGGAACAAAAAAUGGGGAGCUGAGGAAAGUUUCUCUGAUAACCCCUUUAAAAAGGGACAAGCUUUUGAGAUGUUCAUCGUCAUCAAAUCUGAAGGAUAUCAGGUAUACGUGAAUGGCAAGGAGCAGUACACAUUUAAGCACCGUAUACCGCUGGAAAAAGUGUCAGCGUUAAACAUCUUUGGAGAUGUUGCCGUGAACCUUUUUGGCUUCAUACAAAACUGGAGCACAUCUUCAUUUCCUACAGAAGUUACAACAAAAAUCAUCAGUCUGGGCAGCUCACGUGGGGAACGUUCAACCGUACAGGCAGAGAUCUUGCAGCCAGUCCAAAACCCUACUCUUCCUUAUGUGGGCCAAAUUCCAGAGGGAAUGAGAGAAGGCAUGGCCUUAUGCGUGCAGGGAGUAGUUCCUACUAAUGCUAAACGGUUUUCAAUCAAUUUCAAGACUGGGCCUAGUGACAAGGAUGGCAUUGCUUUCCAUUUUAACCCUCGAAUGGGUUCGAAUGUGGUCAUGAACAGCUUUACAAAUGGAAAAUGGGGAACUGAGCAAACUGUCUCUGACAACCCCUUUAAAAACGGAGAAGAUUUUGAGAUGUUCAUCAUCAUCAGAUCUGAAGGAUAUCAGGUACAAAUAAAAGGCCAACAACACAGCAUGUUCAAGCACCGCGUCCCUUUGGAAAAAGUUAAUACAAUCAACAUUAAUGGAUCUGUCUCCAUCAGCUACCUUGGUUUUGUCAUGGGUAUGUGAACAGGAGCGUUUCUGUGGCUGCAUUCUCAGAGAAUAACGUUAAAAUCAUGCAUGUCUUCAUCCUGAUAUUCACUCCUCAAGCAAAUCAUUGAUUUUAAUCUAACACAUUAUAACCAAUCAAGGUCACUGCUUAUAUUGCAAUGAAAGCAAAUACAUUUAAUUUUCUUAAACCACACUGCUCUAUGUUGGGAGUUUUGGGUCACAAUACAAACACAUUUUAGAAAAAGCUCUGUCACCAUAUGGAUAUAUAGACACCUGUAAUGCAUUAUAUUAAUUUGAGGGGGUUUUCUUUUAUUCUUAAGCAAACUGAAAUCUAAUGGCAAUGUUAUUUGGAUUUUUUUAUGCAAACUCAAUGACUGUUUUUGGCAAACCAUUCUGAAAGUAAAUCUUGAGAUACAACAAUAAAAACAAAGCUUUUCAGUUCA